CUGCACUUGUGGGGACACAAGGUUCUGCCUCAUAUUUGGGGCUUGAAACUGGGUUCCGUGAGCCAUGUGUUGAGGGGGAGAGGCUGGGGGAAGGGUGAUGACCAGGAGAGGUCCUCGCAAGGACAGAGAGACAGACUUGUUAGUGUGAGAUGUAAGAAGAAACCUCCUCCAUACUCCAAGUCAAUCUCUCCAACAUCGUCGGGUCCGCGGCGUCACUGGUGGAGUCAUGACGAUACAUCUGCUGUCUCUCACACACACGCACGCGCGCGCGCCCCCGCAGGUACCAGUGUGGCAGGUAGGAGGGACUUGACGCUCCAACUUCUCCGAGGUUUUCAGCAGGAGGAGACGACGAUACCGUCCGCGAGAGGCUGCGGGGAGCGGAGCCUCGCCUCGUCUUCUCUGGAUUUGGACUUUGGUUUCCUCCGUUCGGAUUCGGCUUCGGUCGGGAGGGGGUUCUGUUGCAGACACAGAGCGUCCUCUGUGCUGAGACGCACCAUCAUCCUUCCUCCUCCUCCUCCUCCUCCUCCUCCUCUUCUGUUCCAGCGCAGAGGACAUCGGGACCUCUUCUCCAUCAUCGCUCGCCCGGAGACAUGGAUCUAUGGUUUCACUCGAUCCGGCUUUUGUUCCUGAUGAGCGUGUUCCGGGCCUCGCUGAGCUCCAUGCUGGACUGCCCGCCGACCUGCAGCUGCUCUCCCGCGGACAUCUAUUGCAAUAAGUCGGACAGCGGCCGCUUCUUCCCGCUGCUGGCCGCGCAGGACGCCGGCAGCAACGGAACAAGCGUGGACAUCGCGGAGCUCUUCAAGAACAUCACGUCCAUACACAUCGAGAACUGGACGGGCCUGCAGACGCUCCGGGACGUGGACAUGGAGCUCUACUCUGGCCUGCAGAGACUGACCAUCAUGAACUGCAGCCUGAAGGUGAUCCAGGCCCGAGCCUUCGCCCAGAAUCCACACCUGCGCUACAUAAACUUGUCCAAGAACCCGCUGAGCACCUUGUCCUGGCAGCUCUUCCAGCACCUGCAACUCUCCGAGCUGCGUCUGGAAGGCGUGGUCUUCGACUGCGGCUGUGACAUCCGCUGGAUCCAGCUGUGGCAGCAGAGGUUCGAGGCUGGGCUGCACACACAGCAGCUCUACUGCAGGGUCGGAGCCUCCAAGAUCAGGCUGCACAACAUGUACAUUCAGAACUGCGACCUGCCUGAGAUCAGUGUGAGCCACAGCAGUGUGUUGGUGACGGAAGGCGACACCGUGACGGUGAGCUGCAACGGAUCGGGGUCCCCGCUGCCCGAGGUGGACUGGACUGUGGGGGGCCUGCACUCCAUCAACACUCACCUGUCCAACGUCUACUGGCCCAACAUCCACUCCAUCAACCUGACGCUCUUCAACCUCAGCCGCCAGGACAACGGCUUCCAGCUGACCUGCAUCGCCGAGAACGUGGUGGGGAUGACCAACGCCUCCGUCCAGCUGGCCGUGCAGUUUCCUCCCGUCAUCCUGAAGCUGGCGGAGCCGGAGAGGCGCCACGACACCUGUAUGGAGUUCACGGUGCGCGGCUUCCCGCCGCCCCAGCUGCGCUGGUUCCACCGGGGGCAGGAGCUGCAGCAGAACGAUUACGUCCGCACGGUGAUGGACUUCUACCAGGACGUGCUGGAGGGCUGCCUGCUCUUCCAGAACCCCACGCACCUCAACAACGGCGACUACACGCUGGAGGCCAGCAACGCUCUGGGCACCGCCACCAAGACCGUGUACGGGCACUUCCUCGUGGACAUGGACCACGAAGACAUGGUGGUGCUGGGUCCCUCGCACCCGGAGCACCCGGAAGAUGGCGCCGGUCGGCCCGAGGAGGACACGUUCGGAGUGUCCAUCGCCGUGGGCCUGGCGGGCUUCGCCUGCGUCCUGCUGCUGGUCCUCUUUGUUCUCAUCAACAAGUACGGACGUCGCUCCAAAUUCGGAAUGAAAGGACCGGUGGCUGUGAUCAGCGGCGAGGAAGACUCCGCCAGCCCUCUUCAUCACGUCAACCACGGCAUCGUCACGCCGUGCGGCUUGGACGCCAGCGCUGACGCAGUGGUGAUCGGGAUGACCCGCAUCCCUGUGGUGGAGAACCCGCAGUACUAUCGACACGGACACAACUGCAACAAGCCCUCCACCAUGGUCCAGCACAUCAAGCGCCGUGACAUCAUCCUGAAGCGGGAGCUGGGCGAGGGAGCUUUCGGGAAGGUCUUCCUGGCCGAGUGCUACAACCUGAGUCCCACCAAGGACAAGACGCUGGUGGCUGUCAAGACGCUGAAAGAUCCCAACUUGGCGGCGAGGAAGGACUUCCAGAGGGAGGCGGAGCUGCUGACCAACCUGCAGCACGACCACAUCGUCAAGUUCUGGGGCGUGUGUGUGGACGGAGACCCGCUCAUCAUGGUGUUCGAGUACAUGAAGCACGGCGACCUCAACAAGUUCCUCAGAGCUCACGGGCCGGACGCCAUGAUCCUGGUGGACGGUCAGCCUCUGCAGUCCAGCGGGGAGCUGGGGCUCUCUCAGAUGCUGCACAUGGCCUCCCAGGUGGCCUCGGGCAUGGUCUACCUGGCCUCCCAACACUUCGUCCACAGAGACCUGGCCACGCGCAACUGCCUGGUGGGCAACGGGCUGCUGGUGAAGAUCGGAGACUUCGGCAUGUCCCGGGACGUCUACAGCAGCGACUACUACAGGGUCGGAGGACACACCAUGCUGCCGGUGCGCUGGAUGCCUCCGGAGAGCAUCAUGUACCGGAAGUUCUCCACGGAGAGCGACGUCUGGAGCUUCGGAGUCAUUCUGUGGGAGAUCUUCACGUACGGGAAGCAGCCCUGGUUCCAGCUGGGCAACAACGAGGUCAUCGAGUGCAUCACCCAGGGCCGGGUCCUGGAGAGGCCGCGCGCCUGUCCCAAGGAGGUCUACGACCUGAUGCUGGGCUGCUGGCAGCGGGAAGCUCAGCAGCGGCUCAACAUCAAGGACAUCCAGAAGGUUCUGUCGGCCAUGGGCAAGGCCACGCCCGUCUACCUGGACAUCCUGGGCUAGAGGCGGGGCCCCCCGCCCCCACUCUCCAGGAGCAACCGAACCAACCUGCUCUGCUGUCGGACGGACUUAAGUGCCUGCUACACUUUUGGAUAUCGUGGAUCCAACCUAAAAAAAGAACCGACUUUUACACUUUGUUUACUUGCUAUAAGCUGUGCAGGUUCUGGAUUUAGGACCAGCGGAGGAGCGGGACCGGCACUCGGCCCAAGCUGCUUCACCCAUAUAAAUAUAUAUAUAUAUAUAGAAAUACCACAUAUAUUUGAUAUUUAUUUCUGCUAGUGUGGCCUCGGGCGCUUUGAAGGGCUCGUGCACAGACCAACCACUGGCAGGGACUCGCCCUCUGAUUGGCUCCCGCUCAGGCGGGACUCCGGAGGAAGCGACGGCGUCUGUCAAAUCUAUUUUAAUUUAAAAUCGGUGUAAAUAUUGUACAAGUGAGUGUGGGAUCCUGUUAACUUAUUUGGGACGGUGCUGCGUCCAGUCUUUGUUUCCAUGCCGCACCAGCCAAGGCCACUGGGGGCGCCAGACUCCACACGCAGGGGGAGGAGGGGUGUUACCUGCUGGGACUCAAUCAGAGUCCUGACUCAACAUCACACUUUCCAGAGAGGUGAUGGAACCUCCAGCUCUCUUUCCGGCCCACCCCCCCCACACACACACACCCUCCCACCACCACCACCACCCCGACACAUUUUGACAAACUGUUCCAUCAUUUCUAGGCUUUUUGAUGUGAAACUGCUUUUUCACGUAGAAAACAUUUUUGUAACUGUCAGUACCAGUCACAAGUGGUGCAAGUGUGUGUGUGUUCACCUUGUAUAGCUAUUCUUAUGGGGACCAUUUGGCUUUGUCAGGACAUUUGUGCUGGACCCCACAAGGUUCAGCCUUAAAGCUUCAGGAUAAGUGGUUCAGGUUCAGGGUCCUGGUUCUGGUGAGCCAUGUGUUUAGAGGCUGGGGAAAGGGCCAUGGCCUGGAGAGGUCCCCACAAGGACAGCAGUACCAGUGUGUGCGUGUGUGUGUGUGUUUAAUCCACUUUGUGACAGAGGAACCUCUCUGGACGCCGCAGCUGUGAGGUGGAAGUGAAACCUGGCGAGAGUCGGUGCUUUUUAUGUACUUUGUGUCAUCAAUAAAAGCUUCCAAAAAGGUUGACCUCUGACCGGAGUGAUGCGCCCUGCUCCAGCGCUGGAGUCACAGGAGCCUCGGGCCACUGGUCUGGACCUGAGGUCAGCACAUCACACGGCCAGCUUGAGCCCAGAAGCAGCUGUUUUGCACUGCGUUAUUUACAGUUCUGAGAAAUCUGUCGCUCCAGUCGCAGCGUUGCCAUGGAAACGGCUCACCAUGGGACCAGACUGCAGCGCGCUGACUCCUCUGCUGCAGCCGGGCGCAGCGCGUCCUCAGAACAACGCCAUCACAAGUCCAAGUCGUCUGUGAGAGACGGCCCGGCACCGGAUCACUGCUC
Molecule: messenger RNA, 4482 nt
Organism: Synchiropus splendidus (mandarinfish)
Lineage: Eukaryota; Metazoa; Chordata; Actinopteri; Syngnathiformes; Callionymidae
Gene: ntrk3b
Product: neurotrophic tyrosine kinase, receptor, type 3b
Exons: 17
Coding region: 591-3035 (814 amino acids)
Biological process (GO): cellular response to nerve growth factor stimulus; positive regulation of kinase activity; multicellular organism development
Cellular component (GO): plasma membrane; axon; signaling receptor complex
Molecular function (GO): neurotrophin receptor activity; neurotrophin binding; transmembrane receptor protein tyrosine kinase activity
Source: RefSeq, a predicted model, not a curated record